GAUUUUUUUUAUUUUUUUUUUAUUUUUACAUGCUGAUCGUAUGGAAACACGAUUUAUUUUGUGGAUGCAGCGAAUGAAUCCAGAAGCAAAAGAAGAAGAAGUAGAAGAGGCUCACCUAAAACCCACCGUGCACAGAUUGUGCGUGUCAAGUUUCACCUGCGUGGAGUAGAAAUUACUCCCCCCGUCCGCGUGGACUCAUGAUGGCUCUAAUGGUUCACCUGAAGGCGGUCGAUCACCUUCGGGGGAAAGGUGACAGGAUCGCCAAAGUUUCAUUCAGAGGUUUGUCCUUCUACAGUCGUGUUGUGGAGAACUGUGAGGAUGUGGCUAACUUUAACGAGACUUUUCGAUGGCCCAUUGCCAGCAGGCUGGAUGGAAACGAGAUGCUGGAGAUCCAAGUGUACAAUUACAGCAAAGUCUUCUCCAACAGACUGGUGGGGACUUUUUCUAUGGUUCUUCAGAAGGUGGCAGAAGAGGGACACGUAGAGUUGACCGACACACUCAUAGAUGAUAACAACUUUUUAAUAAAGACCAGUGUGACCAUCGAGAUCAGAUACCAGCCGAUGGACAACACAGUCGGAGUGUGGAGUGAUGGAGAGCUCCUGGAUGUGCCUGACGACCGUGAUGGUUUUUUUACCUUUGAAAGUGACAGCCUGCUCUCUGGACACAGCCCCGGGUCAGGGUCCUCCCCCGGUCGAACCUUACAGGGAUCCAUACCGACCUUCAGAAAAGCGGGGAAGGGAGUUUUCUCAGCCAUGAAGCUUGGCAAGAUCAAGAGCUCCAGAGACGAUCACAAGAGAGGAGAUGAGCCCGCAGUCCUGGACAUGGACGACCUGGACAGGAAGGCGAUCCGUCUUGCUGGAACUCUGGAGCCGGACACCAUCUCUCUGGCCUCUGUCACCGCGGUCACUACCAACGUGUCCAAUAAGAGGUCAAAGCCAGAUAUCAAGAUGGAACCGAGCUCUGGGCGACCAGUGGAUUACCAGAUCAGCAUCACAAUCAUCGAGGCUCGGCAGCUCAUAGGCCUCAACAUGGACCCUGUGGUGUGUGUGGAGGUUGGCGAUGACAAGAAGUACACGUCGAUGAAGGAGUCCACCAACUGCCCGUACUACAAUGAGUAUUUUGUCUUUGACUUCCACGUCCCCCCCGACGUCAUGUUUGACAAGAUCAUCAAGCUCUCUGUGAUUCACUCGAAAAAUCUUCUCCGGAGUGGGACCUUGGUGGGAACUUUUAAGAUGGAUGUCGGAACUGUUUACUCUCAGCCCGAACACCAGUUCUACCACAAGUGGGCCAUCCUGUCGGAUCCAAAUGACAUCACGGCCGGAUGCAAGGGAUAUAUAAAGUGUGACAUCGCCGUGGUUGGAAAGGGUGACAACAUCAAGACUCCACACAAGGCCAAUGAGACCGAUGAGGACGACAUAGAGGGGAACCUCUUGCUCCCAGAGGGAAUCCCCGCAGAGAGGCAGUGGGCGAGGUUUUACGUGAAGAUCUACCGAGCUGAGGGACUUCCCAAGAUGAACACCAGCUUAAUGGCAAAUGUGAAAAAGGCCAUCAUAGGAGAGAACAGAGACCUGGUGGACCCGUAUGUUCAAGUGCAAUACGCAGGGCAGAAGGGGAAGACUUCAGUCCAGAAGAGCAGUUAUGAACCAAUCUGGAACGAGCAGGUCAUCUUCACUGAGCUCUUCCCUCCACUCUGCAAACGCCUGAAGGUCCAGAUCCGCGACUCGGAUAAGGUCAACGACGUUGCCAUAGGAACCCACUUUAUUGACUUGCGCAAGAUAUCCAAUGAUGGUGAUAAAGGGUUCCUGCCCACCUUCGGCCCAGCCUGGGUCAACAUGUACGGCUCCACGCGUCAGUACACACUGAUGGACGAGCACCAGGACCUGAAUGACGGACUCGGGGAAGGUGUGUCCUUCAGAGCACGGCUCCUGCUCUCCAUCGCCGUGGAGAUCCUCGACAUCAGCUCGCCCGAGAUCCUCAGCUCCACGGACGUUCAGGUGGAGAUGGUUUCCAACAUCUCAGAGAGCGCCACGGGUAAAAUGGAAGAGUUCUUCGUCUUCGGUUCCUUCCUGGAGGCCACCAUGAUCGACAGGAAGAUUGGUGACAAACCGAUAAGUUUUGAAAUCACCAUAGGUAACUAUGGCAACCAGAUAGAUGGCGUAAACAAGCCCUCGUCGGUGAGGAGGAAGAAAAAAGACACGGAGAACGAAGAGGAGGAGAGCGAGCUCAUCCAGAACUCCAGCGAGGACGAGGCCGAGGAGGACGCGGACCUCGUCUCCGUGUCCACCACCCCACCGAUGAAGCCCGUCAUCACCGACAGGAAUUACUUCCAUCUUCCCUACUUUGAAAAGAAGCCCUGCAUCUACAUCAAAAGCUGGUGGCAGGACCAAAGACGACGGCUCUACAACUCCAACAUGAUGGAUAAGAUUGCUGACAAGCUGGAGGAGGGUUUGAACGAUGUGCAGGAGGUCAUUAAGACGGAGAAAGCCUUCCCAGAGCGCAGGCUCAGGGGCGUGCUGGAGGAGCUGAGUGUUGGUUGCAGCCGCUUUGUGACCCUGGCUAACAAGGACAUAGGCCAGUCAGGCAGAACCAAACUGGAUCGGGAACGACUCAAGUCCUGCAUGAGGGAAAUGGACAGCAUGGGUCAGCAGGCCAAGCAGAUCCGGACCCAGGUGAAGAAGAACACCGUCCGAGACAAGCUCAAGCUGGCGCAGAACUUCCUGCAGAAGCUCCGCUUCCUCGCGGAUGAGCCUCAGCACAGUAUCCCGGAUGUUUUCGUGUGGAUGAUGAGCAACCACAAGCGCAUCGCGUAUGCCCGCAUUCCCUCCAAGGACAUCCUGUACUCCAUGGUGGAUGAAGAAACUGGUAAAGACUGCAGUAAAGUCAAAGCUGUCUUCCUCAAGCUGCCCGGUAAGAAGGGCUUCGGUCCCGCAGGCUGGACCGUUCAGGCUAAGCUGGAGCUGUAUCUGUGGCUGGGCCUCAAUAAGCAAAGAAAGGACUUCCUCAGCGGUCUGCCAAAUGGUUUUGAAGAAAUGAAAUCUGCUAAAGCUGGCCUCAGUCUCCACACCAUGCCUCCUGUCAGCCUUGUUUACAACAUGAAGCAGGUGUUUCAGCUGCGAGCACACAUGUACCAGGCCCGCAGCCUGUUUGCCGCCGACAGCAGUGGACUCUCGGAUCCCUUCGCUCGGGUCUUCUUCUCCACACACAGCCAGGUCACUGAGGUCCUCAGCGAAACUCUGUGUCCAACCUGGGACCAGCUGCUGGUGUUUGACGACGUGGAGCUGUUCGGCGAGGCCAGCGAGCUGAGGGACGAUCCGCCGAUCAUCGUGGUCGAAAUCUACGACCAGGACACUGUGGGCAAGGCAGAGUUCAUCGGUCGGACCUUCGCGAAGCCCACCAUCAAGAUGUGUGAGGAGCACUACGGCCCCCCGAGGUUCCCGCCGCAGCUGGAGUACUACCAGGUUUACAGAGGCAACUGCACCGCUGGGGAACUGCUGGCCGCCUUCGAGCUGCUGCAGAUUCCUUUCAAUAUGGAGGAGAUAAGGCGAGCUCUCAUCGCCGUCCAUAACUUUGCUGUACCUCAAAUCAAGAUUGGUCAAGGAGGCAGAGCUGACCUUCCUCCCCUUGAGGGACCGACAGACUCUGAGCACGGGCCCAUUAUCGCUGUGCCGUUGGGCAUCCGGCCUGUCCUGAGCCGCUACCGCAUUGAGGUUUUGUUCUGGGGGUUACGAGACCUGAAGAGGAUUAACUUGGCUCAGGUGGAUCGGCCCCGCGUGGACAUAGAAUGUGCAGGUAAAGGCGUCCAAUCUGCUCUCAUCCAAAACUACAAGAAAAACCCAAACUUCAGCACCCUGGUCAAGUGGUUUGAAGUGGACCUGCCAGAAAAUGAGCUCCUGCACCCUCCUCUCAACAUCCGGGUGGUGGACUGCCGGGCGUUUGGCCGCUACAUCCUGGUGGGGUCACACGCCGUCACCACCCUGAGACGUUUCAUCUACAGCACCCCAGAUAAAACAUCCAACAACUGGGCCACUGCAGCUAAGCUAAUGAAUGGCUACAUGGUCCUUACAAACGGCGGCUCCCAGCCUCGCUCCUCACCCAGCCUUUCCUCCCGCACCCCCUCUCACCCCACAGGUGACAUCAUAGUGAACAUGGACACGGAGCCUCUGGUUCGCAAGAUGGACACAGUUGUCAAGUUAGAUGCUACGUCCGACGCCGUCGUCAAAGUUGACAUGACUGAGGAGGAGAGUGACAAGAAGAAGAAAAAGAAGAAGAAGAAGAAAGGAGAAGUCGAGGAAGAGGAAGAGACAGACGAGCGAAUGCUCGACUGGUGGUCCAAAUAUUUCGCCUCGAUAGAGACACUGAAGGAGAAACUCAGAGCCCAGGAGGCAGCUCAGGCCGAGGCAGAGGAGAGGGAGGACCUGGAGAUAGCAGCAGAGGCAGCAGGCUCCAAGACAAAAGAAAAGAGCAAAGACAAGAAGAGCUCCAAGGACAAGAAGAAGGGUCAUCAGGCUGCGGACGGAACUGACAAUGAACCUGUCAAAUCGAGAGUGGACGAGCUGGUGGUUUACAACAAGGAGCUGGAGAGUGAGUAUGGCACCUUUGAGGACUGGCUUCAUACGUUCAACCUGUACAGAGGUAAAGCUGGAGAUGACGAUGAACACGCUCUGGAUGAUGACAGGAUUGUUGGCAGAUUCAAGGGAUCCCUGUGUAUGUACAAGCUUCCUUUGUCUGAGGAGAUCACGAGAGAGGCGGGGUUUGAUCCCAAUAUGGGCAUGUUCCAAAGCAUCCCACAUAACGAUCCGAUCAACGUCCUCGUCCGCGUCUACGUCGUCAGGGCUACAGAUCUUCAUCCCGCCGAUAUCAACGGGAAGGCCGAUCCGUACAUUGUCAUCAAGCUGGGCAAGUCAGAGGUCAAAGACAAAGAGAAUUACAUCUCCAAACAGCUCAAUCCUGUGUUUGGCAAAUCAUUCGACAUCGAGGCCACUUUCCCCAUGGAGUCCAUGCUGACGGUGUCCGUGUACGACUGGGACUUGGUGGGAACCGACGACCUGAUCGGAGAGACAAAGAUUGACCUGGAGAAUCGUUUCUACAGCAAAUACAGAGCCACGUGUGGCAUUUCCGCCAACUAUUCAGUCCAUGGAUAUAAUGUAUGGCGAGACCCUAUGAAGCCCAGCCAGAUCUUGGCUAAGCUCUGUAAGGACGGCAAGAUUGAUGGACCUCAUUACGGGCCUGGAGGCAAAGUCAAGGUGGCAAAUCGAAUCUUCCUGGGAGCGACGGAGUUAGAGGAUGAGAAUGGUUUGAAGAAGCAGACAGAAGAGCAUUUGGCUCUGACUGUGCUCAACCACUGGGAGGAAAUCCCCCGAGUCGGCUGCAAGCUCGUCCGCGAGCACGUGGAGACCAGACCCCUGCUGAACCCGGACAAGCCCGGCAUCGAACAGGGCCGUGUUGAGAUGUGGGUGGAUAUGUUUCCCAUGGACAUGCCUGCACCUGGACCUGCGAUAGACAUAUCACCACGGAAACCAAAGAGAUAUGAGCUCAGGGUGAUUAUUUGGAAUACAGACGAAGUAAUACUGGAGGACGAUGAUUACUUCACUGGGGAAAAGUCCAGUGACAUAUUUGUCAGGGGCUUUGAGCUUCGUGUUGUUAUUUGGAACACUGAUGACGUAAUUCUAGAGGACGAUGCUUUCAUGACAGGAGAGAAGAUGUCUGACAUCUAUGUCAGGGGGUGGCUGAAAGGGCAGCAGGAGGACAAGCAGGACACGGACGUGCACUAUCACUCCCUCACUGGUGAGGGCAACUUCAACUGGCGCUUUGUCUUCCCCUUCGAUUACCUUAUGGCUGAGGAGAAGAUCGUCAUCUCCAAGAAAGAGUCCAUGUUCUCAUGGGACGAGACCGAAUACAAAAUCCCUCCUCGCCUCACGCUGCAGGUGUGGGACGCUGAUCACUUCUCCGCUGAUGACUUCCUAGGUGCAAUUGAGCUGGACCUGAACCGCUUCCCCCGCGGUGCCAAGACGGCCAAGCAGUGCUCCCUCAACAUGAUCCGGAACGAGCAUGAGCUGCCCACCAUUUCCAUAUUCAAACAGAAGAGAGUGAAGGGCUGGUGGCCAUUUGCUGCCCGUGAUGAGAACGACGACUUGGAGCUCACGGGUAAAGUUGAAGCCGAGCUUCACUUGGUGACAGCGGAGGAAGCAGAGAAAAGUCCUGUUGGACUGGGGCGAAAUGAGCCGGAUCCACUGGAGAAACCAAAUCGCCCAGACACCACCUUCCUGUGGUUCCUGAGUCCGCUGAAAGCCAUCCGCUACCUGGUGUGCAACCGCUACAAGUGGCUGAUCAUCAAGAUCGUGCUGGCCCUGCUGCUGCUCAUCAUGCUGGGCCUCUUCCUCUACAGCAUGCCCGGCUACCUUGUCAAGAAACUGCUGGGGGCCUGAGAGGCUGCUGGGAGGACUCGAGGGAGGGACGUGUGGAUGGAUGGAUGGGUGUAUGGAUGUAUGUAUGUAUGGAUGGAUGGAUGGUUGGAUGGGGUAUAGGGGAAAUAGUGCAAGGUUUCUCUCUCUCUCUCUCAGUCUCAGAAAAAAAGCACCUUUGAGGUCCAGUUGUCUUUUGUUGCUCACUCUAAUCCACUCUGAUCUUCCUACGUAGCUUGCCACCUUCCAUCUUAGCUCUUAGGAGAAGAAGAAAACGCCUCUGCAGCCUCAAGACUGACCAUUACACUGUCUUUACGAGACUCCAUCAGCAGUUAAAACAAUUCUGGGGGGGUGUUUAAGCAGCGUUACAUGACACUGAAUGUUUCUUUAUCCGUUUGUUCAGCCUUUAAUUGAUUACUGAUUGGACACAUGUAUUUAUUUAUUUAUUUAUUUAUUUAUUAAAUGUCCAGUGUGUCAUAAUUAAUGACAUCUAAUUGGGAGCAUAGACAGUCUAUAAACAAGGUGGACACAGUUUGCCGGAUGAGGCCAACCUGGAGGUAGCAAUGUACUGAAUAGCCACCAGGGGGGCGAGACAGCUUGGGAAAUUGACCCUACUUCUCACUUGAUUUACAAUGUCAGUAAACAUUGUCCUGAGGAGUGGACACCUGUGUAAUUGGCUGACGUUUCCGGUGACUUCUGUGAAUUUCCUGUUGCAAAACCUCAAAUCUUGAGGCUUGUAAGUGGCCGUGUCAUAGGACUAUGGUGGCGUUUACAUACCAGAAAGGAUACAGUCAUACAACGAGCACUGACGAGGUUCCCAUAGAUACAGAUCAUUUAAAGUUUCAUGUAUUUAGAUAAAAUCUGCAGGUCAUAAGCGAAGGAGAUUUUCAAAACACUAAACACUAUGGCUGCUGUCGAAACAUGGCUGCCUUAUUUUAAGGCUACAAACCCCAAAUAAUUUGUAUUUUAAAGCAAAUAAACACU
This is a messenger RNA of Solea senegalensis (Senegalese sole), 7385 nucleotides long. RefSeq names its product otoferlin a (gene otofa). The transcript has 48 exons. Gene Ontology annotation, biological process: plasma membrane organization; synaptic vesicle priming. Gene Ontology annotation, molecular function: AP-2 adaptor complex binding; calcium ion binding. The record is from RefSeq and is a predicted model, not a curated record. Bases 198 to 6425 code for a protein of 2075 amino acids. Gene Ontology annotation, cellular component: synaptic vesicle membrane; presynaptic active zone membrane. NCBI's taxonomy places the organism in Eukaryota, Metazoa, Chordata, Actinopteri, Pleuronectiformes, Soleidae.